Messenger RNA from Helianthus annuus (common sunflower), 1482 nucleotides. RefSeq names its product phospholipase A(1) DAD1, chloroplastic. The record is from RefSeq and is a predicted model, not a curated record. Bases 59 to 1327 code for a protein of 422 amino acids. Gene Ontology annotation, biological process: lipid metabolic process. Lineage: Eukaryota; Viridiplantae; Streptophyta; Magnoliopsida; Asterales; Asteraceae. Gene Ontology annotation, molecular function: glycerophospholipase activity. The transcript has a single exon.
GCUUCCAAACACACUCCUAACAAUAUAUAUAUUUAUAUAUAGGUUCAAAUAAAGACUCAUGAAGGGUGUGAUUGGCGUCGUUAAACCAUGCAACCUAGCCAGACCUACAGCCCAUGUGGCUGAAGUGUUACACUGUACUAACACUCGCAACAACCAUAGAACCAGACAGUUAAAAGUCAAGUGUUCUUGGAAUAGCGAACCGGGUAAGGCCCGGGUCGCAAACCACGUGGCUAAGUUGGGUCAGAAGUGGAGGGAGUACCAAGGGAUCAGGAACUGGGAAGGGUUGCUUGACCCUUUAGAUGAUGAUCUUCGGCACGAGAUACUCCGGUACGGGGAUUUCGUGGAAGCGGCUUACCGUUGUUUCGAGUUUGACACGGCAUCCCCGGACUAUGCAACAUGUAAGUUCACAAAAGACACAAUGUUGGAUAGGUGUGGAUUAGGGAGGAGUGGAUAUAAGGUGAGUAAGAAUUUACAUGCCACGUGUGAGGUUCAGAUGCCAGGUUGGAUUGAUAGGACGUCGAGCUGGUCUUCGAAGAAUUCCAGCUGGAUUGGUUAUGUGGCGGUUUGCGACGAUGAUGAGGAGAUUGCACGAUUGGGCCGCAGGGAUGUGGUCAUUGCCUAUAGGGGAACUGCUACAUGUCUUGAGUGGAUUGAGAACCUACGUGCCACGUUGACAUCAUUGUCUAAUGACGUGUCACCAGAAAGGAAAAGAGCAAUGGUACAAAAAGGGUUUCUUAGUAUGUACACAACAGCAACUCCCACAUGUCCAAGUUUAAGAGACAUGGUGAGGGAGGAGAUGUCGAGAAUUAUCGAGACCUACGGCAACGAGCCACUAAGUGUGACAAUCACUGGUCACAGUCUUGGUGCUGCCCUAGCCACGCUAACGGCCUAUGACAUAACCUCGACAUUCAAGAACUCCCCAAUGGUGACCGUUGUUUCCUUUGGUGGACCACGUGUGGGUAACCGGCAUUUCCGAUCACAACUCGAAAAUAGUGGGACCCGAAUCCUCCGAAUCGUGAAUGCGACGGAUGUCAUCACGAAAGUCCCUGGAUUCUUGGUUGAUGAUAGCAACGACAUGACAAAAAAAAGAGAUCAUGUAUCAGGGUUGCGCAAAUGGCUACAAAAACAAGUUGACGAAACCGAUUGGUUCAGAUAUGCUGAUGUAGGCAAAGAACUUCGGCUUAGUAGCUAUGCAUCCCCAUACCUCACCAAAAGCGACUUUGCCACAUGUCAUGACCUAAAAACCUAUCUCCACUUAGUUGAUGGUUUCGUGAGCUCCUCGUGUCCUUUCCGAUCCACAGCAAAAAGGCUGUUAGCGCGAAGCUAAACACGAGAAGCAAUAAUUUUUUGAUAGAUGAGAAAACGUGUAAAAAUUUUGAUGUCACAAAAAGUGUACAUGUUCCCAGAAAAUAGGCAAAACCCUAAAUGGGAAAUAAUGAUUGAUACAUAGUCAAGUAUAUGGAAAAAAUAGUUUUGAAAAUU